AUGGAAAUCAAAAUAGACAAUUUCAACUGGACUGGCUUAGACGCUUUCAAUGGCUAUCUUAUUGGCCUUAUAUUAUUGGCACUUAGUGGCCAUCAAACAAAAAGGAAUAACAUUAAUGCCAAUGUCAACCAAAAUCCUAUGGAGUGGUUUAAAAUAACAAUUUUUAUACCAUUUUUAGACCAUAUGAUCCAAGAAUUAAAAUCAAGAUUCAGUGAUAAAUUUGUUAAAGUUAUUCCACUCGAAGGUCUCAUUCCAAUUCAUAAAGAUUCAUAUAGCACUGAAGCUAUAUUAAAUGCUGCAAUGUUCUAUGAUCAAGAUUUACUUUCAAAUUCAGAUUUAGUAUUAAAAGCAGAAAUUAAUCUUUGGAAAACUAAAUGGAAUAAAAUAGAAACAAAUAUUCCUCAUACUGCUGUUACAUCACUCCCAUACUGUGAAGAAUAUUUUCCAAACAUCAAAAUCCUCUUACAAUUAUUUGCUACACUUCCAGUAUCAACAGCAACUGCUGAAAGAUCUUUUUCUACCUUAAGAAGAUUAAAAAAUUAUAUGCGCUCUACAAUGACUGAGUCUAGACUAAAUGGUUUAUUUCUAUUAAAUAUUCAUAAAGAUAAAGAUAUAGAUAUUGACAAAGUUGUCGAUCAGUUCUCAAGAAAAAAAAGAAGAAGAAUGCAAAUGGAGGAUUGGUCAAUAUAA
Messenger RNA from Macrosiphum euphorbiae (potato aphid), 690 nucleotides. NCBI's taxonomy places the organism in Eukaryota, Metazoa, Arthropoda, Insecta, Hemiptera, Aphididae. The record is from the annotation of a GenBank genome assembly.